This is a messenger RNA of Meloidogyne enterolobii, 586 nucleotides long. The record is from the annotation of a GenBank genome assembly. Lineage: Eukaryota; Metazoa; Nematoda; Chromadorea; Rhabditida; Meloidogynidae.
UGCUAGAGAAAGGGUAUGCGAAGAAGCUUGGAGAAGCUUGCUUAAGAAAAAAAGUCUGUGUGGGAACAGGGGCAUGGACAAGGGGUAAUCAUCCCUGGUGUGAAAUUGUUUUGUCACGUAAAAAGUGAAUGGAAUUUGAGUUGUACUUCGACUGCUCGAGGACGGGUAUGCGGAGACGGGUAUGCGGAGAGAGAGCUUGGUUUGAGAAAAAAGUCGGGGUGAGUUUCGUGUCGAACAGGGAUUAGGGUAACCAGACUCAUCCCUGGUGUGGAAUUUCAAUUUUUCAGGGCUUGAAAAAAGAUAAUAAAUAGUUCAGGGAAAAAUCGUUCAAGAAGGGGAUAAGGGUGGCAAGGAGGGUAGGAGGGUAGGGUAUUUUUGGAAAAUAUUUUUAAUAAACAGAGGAUUACUUUUUAAAUAUGUAUGUACUAAAUUAAUGUCAAGUAAUAAAACUACUAGUGCCAGAAGCCUCAAAUGGACCAGUGCCAGAAGCCUUAAAUUUUUUAGAAAAAAUUUUGGCAAAAAAUUGAGAAAAAAGUAUGGAGAGAACAGUGGAUAUAAGCGAAUAAACAAAAAGCAAAAAAAGUAA